Molecule: messenger RNA, 1761 nt
Organism: Delphinapterus leucas (beluga whale)
Lineage: Eukaryota; Metazoa; Chordata; Mammalia; Artiodactyla; Monodontidae
Gene: TMPRSS11E
Product: transmembrane serine protease 11E
Biological process (GO): proteolysis
Cellular component (GO): extracellular region; plasma membrane
Molecular function (GO): serine-type endopeptidase activity
Source: RefSeq, a predicted model, not a curated record
UCGGUCUCCACAGGACCAAUCCUUGCUGGUCAGCAAUGUAUCGGCCAGCUGUGGUGAGGGCCAGGAGGAGAGCUUGUUUGGAGCCCUGGGUUAUUGGCCUCAUCACCUUUAUAUCCCUGAUUGUCCUGGCAGUGUGCAUCGGACUCAUCGUUCAUUAUGUGAGAUACAAUAAAAAGACAACCUACAAUUACUAUAGCACAUUGCCAUUUACCAGUGACAAACUAUAUGGUGAGUUCGGAAAAGAGGCUUCUAAAAAUUUCACAGAAAUGAGCCAGAAAAUUGAAUCAAUGGUGAAUAAUGCAUUUCAUAAAUCUUCAUUGAGGCAAGCAUUUGUCAAGUCUCACAUUAUCAAGUUCAGUCAAGAGGAACAUGGAGUAUUGGCUCAUAUGCUGCUGAUUUUUAGAUUUCCCUCUUCUGAGGAUCCAGAAACCAUAAAUAAAAUUAUUCAACAUGUUCUACAUAAAAAGCUGCAAGAUGCUGUAGGACCCCCUAAAUUCAAUUCUGAAUUUGUUGAAAUUAAAAAAAUCAACAAGACAGAAACAGACAACUUUCUAAACAAUUGCUGCGGGACACGAAGGAACAAAACUACAAGACAGAGUCUCAGGAUUGUUGGUGGGACAGAGGUACAAGAGGGUGAAUGGCCAUGGCAAGCUAGUCUGCAAUGGGAUGGGAUCCAUCGCUGUGGAGCAACUUUGAUUAAUGACACAUGGCUUGUGAGUGCUGCUCACUGCUUUAGAACGUAUAAGGACCCAGCCAGAUGGACUGCUUCCUUUGGAGUAAAAAUAGAGCCUCCAAAAAUGAAACAAGGCCUCCGGAGGAUAAUUGUGCAUGAAAAAUACAAAUAUCCAUCACAUGACUAUGAUAUUUCAGUUGCAGAGCUUUCUAGCCCUGUUCCCUACACAAAUGCAGUACACAGAAUUUGUCUCCCUGAUGCAUCCCGUGAAUUCCACCCUGGUGAUGAGAUGUUUGUGACAGGAUUUGGAGCAUUGCAAAAUGAUGGAAGUAGUCAAAAUCACCUUCGGCAAGUACAGGUGGAUCUCAUAGACACUAAAAUCUGUAAUGAACACAAAGCUUACAAUAAUGCCAUAACUCCUAGAAUGUUAUGUGCUGGAUCCUUGAAAGGAAACAGAGAUGCGUGCCAGGGUGACUCCGGAGGACCACUGGUUAGUCCAGAUGCUAGAGAUAUGUGGUACCUCGCUGGAAUAGUGAGCUGGGGAGACGAAUGUGGGCAUCCCAAUAAACCCGGUGUUUAUGCUAGAGUGACUGCCUUCCGGGACUGGAUCACUUCCAAAACUGGUGUCUGAGAGAGAACAACCUAGAAGAAUGGAACACAUUUUUGUGUAGAGGCCGUUCUUAGAGAUAUAGAAUUGCAGAAGUCAUGCAGAUCACCUGGAUGUGACCGAUCGAACUAAACUAUCUGCUAUUUCCUUCCUAGCUCUGCUUCACUUAGCAUCCUGCUUCUGCCAGAUGGAUUCUGUCCCAACUUGCAGUCACUUGUUUUCUAUCAUCAAAUUUUGGCUUGUUGACAUAAAUUUCUCAUGCAUACAUACAAUCUGAAGCGAUCCCCUCCUUCAUUUCCCCAGUUUCUCUCAUCUCGGUAAAUUUCCACUUUCAAGGUGCAGGACAAAGAGUAAAAGGAAGUAUGAAAAGGAAAGAGCUACAUUUUUAUGUACAGGAAAGUAUUAGGUGAUUUUUUUCUUAAUGAAAUGAGGAAAGUGAUCUUAAUCAUUAUGAAAGCUCAAGCACACAGACAGCGGAAUA